Hypomesus transpacificus is the source of this 3569-nucleotide messenger RNA. It is a transcript of the gene cntnap2a, whose product is annotated as contactin associated protein 2a. The coding region runs from base 68 to 1468 and encodes 466 amino acids. The transcript has 9 exons. NCBI's taxonomy places the organism in Eukaryota, Metazoa, Chordata, Actinopteri, Osmeriformes, Osmeridae. The record is from RefSeq and is a predicted model, not a curated record.
GAACGGCCCCGUGGAGCUGACCGUGCGUUCGGCCACACCCCUGAACGAUGACCAAUGGCAUCGCGUGAUGGCAGAGAGGAACGUGAAGGAGGCGGUGCUCCAGCUGGAUCUGACCUAUCGGGAGUCUCGGCCUGCACCUCAACAGGGACACACCCGACUGGAGCUGUUCAGCCAGCUCUACGUCGGAAAACCUGCCUCCCUCACCUGCCAGGACAGUGCGGCGGGCGGCCAGCGGGGCUUCCUGGGCUGCAUCCGCUCGCUGCGGAUGAACGGCGUGACCCUGGACCUGGAGGAGCGCGCCCAGGUGACGCCGGGCGUGCGUCCGGGCUGCCAGGGCCACUGCGCCAGCUACGCCCAGUACUGCAGGCACGGGGGCCGCUGCGUGGAGAAGUACAACGGCUACUCCUGCGACUGCUCGUCCAGCGCCUACGACGGGCCCUUCUGCAGCCAGGAGGUGGGAGGUUUCUUCGAGGUGGGAACUCUGAUUCGAUACAACUUCCUGCCUGGAGCAGCAGCAGCCAAUAAGGACGGCAGGAUGGCGGUACAGCCUCUGACCCCACAGGAAGUGAACCUGACAACAGAGGAAGUGGCGUUCAGCUUCAGCACGUCGAGCGCUCCGGCCAUCCUGCUGUACGUGAGCACCAAGACCGAGGAUUACCUGGCCAUCGUACUACGACAGAACGGUGUUCUGCAGGUGAGGUACCAGCUGGGGGGGCAGGAGGAGCCCUUCUCGGUGGAUGUGGACCAGAGGAACCUGGCCAACGGUCAGCCCCACAGUGUCAACAUGACCAGGGUCAACAGGACCAUCACUGUUCAGUUGGACCACUACCCUCCGGUCAGCUACUCUCUUCCUGAAUCUUCAGACACAGAGAUGAACCUGGUCAAGACUCUCUUCCUGGGCAGAGUGUUUGAGACUGGUCACAUAGAUCCAGAGCUGAUAGAGCGCUACAACAGUCCAGGGUUCGUCGGGUGUCUCUCCCGGGUCCAGUUCAACGGCGUCGCGCCCCUGAAGGCUGCCCUCAGAAACCCUGUGCCAGCCCUGCCGGUGCCGACGGCCAGACAGCCAGACAGAGCCCCUGUGGCGGAGCAGCCAGUGUCGUACCAGGGCAAGCUAGUGGAGUCCAACUGUGGGGCGUCUCCUCUCACCAUCCCACCCAUGUCUGCUGCCACCGACCCCUGGAACCUGGACUCAGGUACAGAGUUCCCCUUCAAUGAGGAGAGGGUGAUUCCAGGUGGAGUCAACAGGAACUCUGCUAUUAUCGGAGGGAUCAUCGCCGUGGUGAUCUUCACCAUCCUGUGCACGCUCGUGUUCCUGAUUCGCUACAUGUUCCGCCACAAGGGCACCUAUCACACCAAUGAGGCAAAAGGGGCGGAGUCAGGCGGCGGCGAAUCGGCCGACGCGGCCAUCAUCGGCUCCGACCCCAACCCGGAGGCCAUCGACGAAUCAAAGAAGGAGUGGUUCAUUUAACGGCCAAUGAGAGUGCAGAAGUAGCUCAUCUGGAGGAGGGUGGCGACGGGAGGUUGUAUCUAAUGACCAAUCAGAGGAGAGACGGAAUGAGGGGUCGUCCAAUAGCAACCCCCCAGUGAGAUGGGGCUGGGUUGGGGUGGGAGGUGGGGUGGGGGGAGGAUGUACAGCAAUCAGUUUUUGAUGAUGAGGACUAGAAGAAGAUGAAUGGCCAAGGGAGCACAGCAAAGAAAGACUGUAUAUCUGUACAUAGGAACUGGCUCGGCCUGCUUUGUAUUGUGUUUGGGAGUUUUCAGGAGUCCUUUGAAUACAGUAUAUAUAGAUAAAUUAUAUAUACAGAAUAAUAAUAGCUACUGGAUCAUGUUCUAGCAGAGUUAUUGACCUUCCGGUUGGUUCUUUUUCUUUCUUCUGAGGACGAGUACAGACAGGUGGUCUGUCAGACGGUGUUUGUGGUGGUUCUGUUCUAGGCUGAGUCAUGUCGUUUGUGUUCCAGCAUCAACCAUGAGGUCUGGAUGCCAGCAGCCCCGCUGUAAAUAUCUUCUAUAUUUGUCCAAAUUUAUGUUCUAUUGGGGGGCAGACAGACCGACAGCAACCAGACUGCCAUGUUCUGUUGUGUUAACUGUGAUGUAUGUAUGAACAGAGGUUUAUGUUACUGUGAUGAUAGAUGGAUGGAAUGUCGAAAAGCAUGAUGGGAAAAACAUGGCGGCCCGUCUCUCCGUGUCAUCCUCCCGUCACAGCAGUUUGCUCCUCCUUUCAGAACGACACACUGGUCAUCAUUUUGCCAAAAACACUUUGGUCUUACUUUGUCAUUCUUGGUUUCCAAGCUGGAUUGAAUAGAUUAUACUGUAUAAAGAUGACUGUUCAUCAAUCUGCUGAGAGUAAACGAGAACUAGUGGUUUUACAAAUGUUUUAUGUUGAAAUGCUUCUUUGGGAGCUUUGUGUGUGUGUGAGGUCAUGGGGGUGUGGUCAUUCUAAAGGUCAUAUAGGUGGGGGUCAAAGGGGAGAGGUCAGUGAUGAAGGUAGAGUGUUAAUUGACUUCAUCCACUGUGCCUUCUGGAUUGAGUCACUUAGCUUUUCUACGGACUUACAGCCCAUGAAGAAGAAACUAACACACACACACUCACCCAAUCCACAUACAUAUUCACACACUCACCUACACUCACACACACACACACUCGUAUGCUCACCUACAUGCAAACACACACAUCAUGUGUGGAAAGGAGGUGUGUGUGUCAUCGGAAGGAGGUGCUUCUAUGCAUCACUGAGGUGGUGAAAGCUGCACAUCUCUCAGAGUACAGAUGAGUCUGUCUACUAGUGCCACCCAAGACCCUGGACACUCUUCAAACUGUUGUCUUUAUAUCAUGUAUUACUUAAAAUAUAUACCAUAUGUACUGUAAACAGUUCUUUUUAAAUGUUUUUUUUUCAUGGUUUAUUAUGUCAAAAGUCGGCCCAGUGGUCACGAUGUCAUGACAACCAUGUUCUUGUUUUUGUAUGUUUUCUAAAAUGGCUGUCUGGUGUGUUGUAAAGUGUUGGUCUGGUGACCUGUGAACAGGGCCAGCCUGACCCAAUAAACAAACUAAACAUUUGUUUAGGGCCCCAAAAUUGGUUCACCCCCCAUUCGUUUAGGGCCCCCAAAACCCUAAGUCCGGCCCUGCCUGAGGUUCGACUUAAAGGGAACAACAGUGAGAGGAGAAUGUAUGUCUGUCCACUCGCUCCAGACUCCUCCAUGACUGGAGCAGGAGGGAGAGGCUGGCUGGUAUCCACUGGUGUAGGGCCAGCCUCCCCUCAUUGCAGUCCAGUAUUAAUCACUAAGAGGAGGCUGGAGAUCUGAUCUUGGAUCAGAAGCUGGAAACUGCUUUGACUCAUGUCAGGUGACAGGUCAUCUGUAACAGUUGUCCGUCUGGUAGUGAAAUAACCACACUCCUUCUGCAAUUCAUCUGGCUGACACACACAGACACACACAAACACGUGCUUAUACACAAACACACACUCAAACAGACACCUCUGUAUUUUGUAAACAGAGAUGAGAUUGUUCAGAGACCAGGCUGUCACUCAAGUCCUCCUUACUCUUCUGUUCAGUUCAAUAAAGAUUCAUUGGAUUCAG